Rhododendron vialii is the source of this 2077-nucleotide messenger RNA. RefSeq names its product GDSL esterase/lipase At4g26790. Lineage: Eukaryota; Viridiplantae; Streptophyta; Magnoliopsida; Ericales; Ericaceae. Gene Ontology annotation, molecular function: hydrolase activity, acting on ester bonds. The record is from RefSeq and is a predicted model, not a curated record. Bases 539 to 1606 code for a protein of 355 amino acids. The transcript is spliced from 3 exons.
CCUAAAGUCAGGCACAGAUGAAACAGGUGAAACCUCCCAGCUCUCUCUCUCUCUCUUCACGUUUCAAGUGGGAAUGGAAACAGUACCAAUAGUCCGAAACACUCAUGACAUACACAAUGUAAUGUAAGAUACAUAGUAAGAUUUCGCUGGUACCAUGCAUGGGGAGCUUGUUUUUGGUUUAACAAACACAAGAAACGUCGAAAAGACGGACCGUAGUGCAAGAGCCUCGUGCAUCGAAUUGUCCAAAAUAGACACAGCCGCCGUUCAAAAAUGUCCUGUCUCAGAAGAAUCAACGCAUGCUAAAUUAGGACAUAAUAUGGGAAAAAAUGCACCACUGAUUUCCUUUUACGGUACCUCUGGAGAGUCAAAACAGUCCUCCCCACCUCACCUUUCUUCAUUUCCUUACCUAAGGACCUUUACUGAAAAUAACAGCAAAACCUCACACCCCAAACUCAGAAACUCACAGUUUUUGCUUAUUUCAGCCUGCCUUUUGUGUUUUGCCUAAAGCAAUCAAGAAACCACAUCCUGUUCCAACCAAAUGAAGCAAAACAUCAAAACCAUGGCACAUAAGGCAAUUCCUUUGCUUCUGUUACUUCAACUCCUGCAAAUAGUCAGGACCAAUGCUAAGGUUUCAUCCAUCAUUGUAUUUGGAGAUUCCACUGUAGACGCAGGGAACAAUAACAACAUCUCAACAAUAUUGAAGAGCAACUUUGAGCCUUACGGUCGAGAUUUCGAAGGCAAAAAGGCCACUGGACGGUUUUCCAAUGGUAAAAUCGCAACGGACUUCAUCUCACAGGCUUUUGGUCUCAAGCCAACUAUACCUGCUUACUUGGAUCCCCUGUACAGCAUUGCAGAUUUCUCUUCUGGAGUUUGCUUCGCCUCAGCUGGCACUGGUUAUGAUAAUGCUACCUCAAAUGUGCUAUCUGUAAUACCACUGUGGAAAGAAAUAGAGUACUACAAGGAAUACCAGAAGCAGCUACGAGGUUAUCUUGGCGAAGAGAUAGCUAACAUGGUUCUAAGUGAAGCGCUAUAUCUGAUAAGCAUAGGAACCAAUGAUUUCCUGGAGAACUACUAUAUAGUUCCAGGAAGAUCGUCUAAGUAUUCCAUUGGUGAGUACCAGGAUUUUCUUGUGGGAAUCGCAAGAGAUUUUGUAACGGAGCUUUACCAGCUUGGAGCCCGAAAAAUAUCUCUUACCGGGCUUCCUCCCAUGGGGUGUUUGCCAUUGGAGAGGACCACAAACAUGCUCUUUGGGAGCAAAUGUAUAGAGAAGUACAAUAACGUGGCGCUAACAUUCAAUGAGAAGUUGAAAGGAUUGAUUGAGAAGCUGAACAAGGAGCUUGCUGAAUUACACUUGGUUUUUUCAAACCCAUAUGAUAUCCUCUUAGAAAUCAUUCAGAAUCCUCACGCUUUUGGAUUUGAUACUGCAGCAAGAGCAUGUUGUGCAUCUGGCAUGAUUGAGAUGAGUUACAUGUGUGACAAACUGAACCCUUUCACCUGUUCAGACGCCACCAAGUACGUGUUUUGGGAUUCCUUCCACCCCACAGAGAAAACAAAUUUUAUUGUUGCUGAUCACACGGUCAAGAAUUCCCUAUUUGGGUUCCUGUAAUUUAUCAUAGUACUGUAGUGCUUGAAAUCACAAAUGUUGUUUCCACUAUUCAUAUACUAAACUACUAUACAAACUACAAGCUAAUAAAUUAAGAUCAUGUUCCCCAAAAUGGAAAGCUUUCCCCCAUAUAUGAUUCAGUUGCAGUAACCCAAACCAACUUUUAUAUUUUCUUAGUUCGUCCAAAUAUACAAUGUCAUACAUGCUGAAUUGUAGUUGAUGAGACCAAAAGAAGAACAACAGAGAGCAUGGCGUAUGUUCCUUGGGCUCAGUCCAUAGAGACACACAGCAAGGUGUACAUAUAUAUGUAACGACAUAUAGAUGGAGAGACUUUUAUAACUUAGUUUGCCAUCGAGAUGAUAUGAAGGUGAUUUACAAAAGCAGCAAAGAAUAAGGUCAGCUACCUUACCCAAAGAAGAUAUCCCUCUGACAAAAGUAAAAAAUGCCUCGAUUAUCUAGUCUACAUGUUCUCUC